Messenger RNA from Xenopus tropicalis (tropical clawed frog), 4328 nucleotides. RefSeq names its product zinc finger FYVE-type containing 28a (gene zfyve28a). Gene Ontology annotation, molecular function: metal ion binding. Gene Ontology annotation, cellular component: cytosol; early endosome membrane. The record is from RefSeq and is a predicted model, not a curated record. The transcript is spliced from 13 exons. NCBI's taxonomy places the organism in Eukaryota, Metazoa, Chordata, Amphibia, Anura, Pipidae. The coding region runs from base 252 to 3002 and encodes 916 amino acids.
UUCGGGAAGCCUAUGCGCCUGCGCCGCCCUGUCUCUGUGUGUAUGAGUGGCGCUGCUGCCUUGGGAUGGUGACUGUUUCGGGGGCUGUCAGUGAGUGGAGCCCUCCGUGCCGGUUGCGAUCAGGGGGUGGGUGAAGCCAGUGACAGGCCAAGAAGGCGAUAGGCAUCCCUGCCCCCACCCCUACCUGGAUCCCAGUCCCUGGAAGUUGGCUGUCCCGUAGGGAUUUGGCUGCACCUACACCUUCAGUGGGAAUGAUGAACAGGUUCAGAAAGUGGCUGUACAAACCCAAGAGGUCUGACCCGCAGCUUCUUGCACAAUUCUACUAUGCAGACGAAGAACUUAACCAAGUGGCUGCUGAGUUGGACAGCUUGGAUGGAAGGAAGGACCCCCAGAGGUGUACACUUCUAGUCAACCAGUUCCGAUCGUGCCAGGACAAUGUUUUAAAUAUCAUAAACCAGAUAAUGGAGGAAUGUAUUGCGCAUGAGCGAGCAAACAGGGAUUUCUGUGUGAAGUUUCCAGAAGAAAUUCGGCACGAUAACCUGGCGGGACAGCUCUGGUUUGGAGCCGAGUGUUUGGCUGCCGGCUCCAUCAUAAUGAAUCGUGAAAUAGAGAGUAUGGCUAUGAGACCUCUAGCCAAAGACUUAACCAGAAGCCUUGAAGAAGUGAGGAAUCUAAUCCGUGACCAGGCCCUGCGGGAUCUCAACAUUUACACGGAGAAAAUGAAAGAAUCCCUCCGACAUUUCGAUGUUCUGUUUGCGGAGUUUGAAUUAAGCUACGUCUCUGCCAUGGUACCUGUAAAGUCCCCAAAAGAAUAUUACGUACAGCAGGAAGUUAUUGUUCUUUUCUGUGAAACUGUAGAAAGAGCCUUAAAGCUUGGAUACCUCACACAAGAUAUGAUCGAUGAUUAUGAACCAGCAUUAAUGUUUACAAUCCCAAGACUUGCCAUUGUGUGUGGUCUUGUCGUUUACGCUGAAGGACCGCUCAACCUCGAACGCAAACCUGAAGACAUGUCUGAACUGUUUCGGCCUUUCCACACCCUGCUAAGGAAAAUAAGAGAUCUUCUCCAGACCUUAACAGAAGACGAAUUACAUACCCUAGAGCGAAACCUCUGCAUUUCACAAGAUGUGGAGUUUCCCGCCAAUGCAGAUCCUGAAGUGCCCUCAGCAAUCUCUCCUGUGUUAGUAACUGCCUUACCUACAGAGGAGCCGCCCAUGGCAAAAGCUGAGAACACAGAGGUGGAGCUGGCAUGCUCUAUGCAGUACGAUGAACAAGAACUGGAACAGCUGAAUAUGAUGGUUCAUAGAGUAGGGGAUGAGAUGUCUUCUUUACUUUCUCCACCAAGUGUCUACCAGUCUCCAGCUCACAGGGCUAACACUAGUAAUGAGGCUUCCCCUUGCAGGCGCGCCCUAGAUAAUCUAACGGACGAGGAGGAUAGGGUGUUUUUUAUGGAGGACCUUGAUGGAUCAGGGGAGGUUCUUGCAAGGUCUAGGCCUUCUGAGACUACAAUCUCAUGGGUCAACAACUCUUGUUACAACGCCAAGCAGCCAGCACUCUACCAAGACUCCGUUUUACAAAAUGGGGAUCUAGCAGAUGUUGUCUCCGUGAAAGAUGGGCAGAGGGAUAUAAGCAAUAACAACAACAUUGACGGGAGUAAAAUGCUGGCAGCCAGUGCAUCUCUCCAGAACUCUUGUAGUUGUUUAGAGGCUCCAGAAUCACAGUUAUACCUCAAUGGAUGGGAUACAAAUGGGGAAGAUGCAGAAACUGCAGAAAUCAUUGCCCACAGGACUGGGGGAAUGAAGAUCUCUGCAACUGUCAUCUUUAACCCAAAAUCCCUAACAAACUCUCCGGAAACAUCUCCCAACCUUGCCAGCAACCGCAUUCCUUCAUCUUCAGACCCACUGACCAGUAACGAAGAAGAUGAAUCCCACAAGCUUAGCAUAGCAGCUACAAACUGUUUAAUUAACUCUUGCGUAUGUUGUGGGAGCUGUGAAGACACCCGAGAGGAUAGCUUAGAAGGGUUAAGAAAUGUACCCUCUUCAGGGAAAGUUAUAAAUGCUUCCUACAGCUUAAUAAAGUCCAAGGAAUUGGGCCACCUCGACAGAUCAGACUGUACAGUGUCUGCCAAAGAGCUGUUAAAAAUGGACAGUCCGACUGUUUUGUUAGCGGAAAAAGAGACAACAAGACAGGAGCAACCGUAUCCUAACUCAUCCAAGUGCCUGCCACUCAACUCAGGUUCCCAGAUAGAAAUGGACAGUGAAUCUGAUGAGCCUCUGACUGCCUCACGCGAUCAGUUGAGAAGUGAGUCAAACAGACAAGAAACCGGCAACAAAGAGAGACCUUCAGAAGAAGUAGAGGAGCCACCUUCCGACAGGGCCUCGGCAGAUAAUAUAACAUCUAGUUCCAGCUCUUGCUCAUCAGACGACAUUGAUCAGGAGGAGAUUCAGUUGGCGCUGCAGGCUGCAAAGAUUGCUUCCAGACAGAAGAUCCGAUCCCGUUUCCACAGCAGUAAUGACCUCAUUCACCGGCUCUUUGUCUGCAUCUCAGGUGUCGCUGAUCAGUUGCAGACAAACUACGCCAGUGACCUAAGGAGCAUCCUGAAGACUUUGUUUGAGGUGAUGGCCACGAAGCAAGAGACUGAUGACAAGGGCAAGCAAAAGAAAGCCAACCAGGGGCUUAGAAGCGCGGCUCUAGAAGAUUGCGCCCUGUGCCAGGAAACCAUCACUUCUUCGGAGCUGGCAGCAAAGGCCCGGGAUGGGGAAUUUGAAGAUCCCCCUGAUUGGGUGCCGGAUGAAGUGUGCAGUUUAUGCACGGCCUGCAAAGCCCCCUUCACAGUCAUUCGCAGGAAACACCACUGCCGAAGCUGUGGCAAGAUCUUCUGCUCUCGCUGCUCUUCCCAUUCCGCCCCUUUGCCGCGGUACGGACAGAUGAAGCCUGUGCGCGUCUGCACCCACUGCUACAUGUUCCAUGUCACCCCCUUCUACAGCGACAGGGCGGGCAUGUGACGGCGACACUGGGAGGAACUGACUGGUAACUGGCACCCAACCCCAGGCCAAGAAGCCCUCUGGGUAGAGGAGCCGGUGGCACCGCGCAGGAGGCGCAGGCUUUAACCCAAACGCUUCUCCUGAUUUGUACAGAGUUCUGAUUGCAUUUUCUAAAGCUGCUAAAGGAAAAAAAGAUGAAACGUCUGCAGAUCCCGUCUUUGGUUCAGUCUUCCAAACAGUCCCGCUUUAAGCUUACCGAUGCCAUUGACUCCUAGAGACCCGCUCCCGGCGAGGAAUAGGGCUAUGAGCGUCUCGCUGCACCACGGCUUUACCUAAACUGCCGGAGACUCAAUGAUUGUAGCAUCUCUCUGGGCCAUAUCCUACCCUGGCACCUAGGCGCCAUAUCAGCCGCCAUUCCCUGUUCUAUCAUAUCAUUCUCACUGGGGGGGGGGGGCGGAAACAGACCCAACAGAACCGCAGAAAUAAGUUGCCCUGCUGCAGGUGUAGGGGGACCGGUAUAGAGGUUGGAAGCCAAAUGCACGCGCUUGCCAUGCAAAGAGCAUUUACCUUAUUACCUAAUUCAUAGCAAUAAUGUUAUACACCAUCAUUUAUUAAAAGGUCUAAGUCCAUAUAAACAGGGCGCCUAUAGGAAUCAGCAAACACCUUGACCUCAGAGACCCCAUAUCCUCCCUAUGUGUUGCCCUCUCCCAUCCACUUAUACCAUGUGACACAGUAUUCAUACGGGAUUGGGUUACACAAUUGCAUUCCUAGGGGGGAAGUCACAGGAGGAUGUUGCGCGGCACAUUCCAUUUUAAUUCUGUUUAUGUGAUGUGUUUAUUUAUGAAGGGUCAGCCAUGUCCCCAGCACUGUUAUAAACAUGUGACAUAAGCCUCAGGGGCGGAUAGGGGUCUCUGUGGAUCAGCAGUGGGUUUUCCAUAGGGAAUGCUGGGUAGGGAAUAGGGAAUGGUAUAAUGUCCCCAUUUACCCACGUUUGAUAGAGGAAUAAAUCCCCCUGGGCAGUGAGUGUAUUACUGUACUAGCAUUUAUUAUACCCUGGGGAAAACUGGAAUCAUUUAUAACAUGAAUCUGAGUUGUAAAAGGCAAGAAAAUUCAUAGUCACUAAUAUGAUUCUUAAUGGCAUAGUGUCGCCGUACCCCUCCCACGGUACAGCAGCCAAUCACAACUAAAGCUACUGCCCUUAUUCCCCCCAGCAGCCUGUAUUCCAUGUCAGGGGGCCCUACAGCCCCCGCUGGGCAAUAUCACUUGCUCACAUUGCACAUUCCUGUUGUACAUGUACUUUUCUUUUGUUGGGUGGGGUUAAUCCUGGAUACACUGGAUUUCAUCAUA